This is a messenger RNA of Chaetomium fimeti, 3184 nucleotides long. RefSeq lists its product as uncharacterized. NCBI's taxonomy places the organism in Eukaryota, Fungi, Ascomycota, Sordariomycetes, Sordariales, Chaetomiaceae. Gene Ontology annotation, molecular function: cysteine-type deubiquitinase activity. The coding region runs from base 131 to 2989 and encodes 952 amino acids. The record is from RefSeq and is a predicted model, not a curated record. Gene Ontology annotation, biological process: protein deubiquitination. Gene Ontology annotation, cellular component: nucleus; cytosol. The transcript is spliced from 5 exons.
UCCUUGACGAGUUGCUCUCUCCGACCCCCAGCUUCUGCUGGAUUUCCGACUCGCGACUCUUCGCCGCGGUGGCCCUCACAUCGAGUGAGCAGCUACCGCAACAACCACAACACUACACACCCCCGCCGGCAUGAUGAACAAUCGGGGGCAUCUGCCGGCUGGGCAGCAGGUGCAGGGCGGUUCUGAUAUGGGCCCCGCGCCCACUGGUCCUCCGCCUCGCCGUGGCGGUCGGCCCCAGCAUUACCCGCCGGCCCAUGCCUACCAUCACGGUCAACAUGGUCAUCAUGGCCACCACCAGCAACAUUCAGGCCAGCCGAUGUAUCCUGCCAGCUACAUGGCAAACCCUUACGCCAGCGCCCACUACUAUGCGCCUCCGCACUACCAGAACGGCGCCAUGCCCGGCCCGCCUGGCUACAUGCCUUAUCCCAACACCGGAUACGUUCGAUCGCCUCCGGCAAUGCAGCACUUUGUGCCUCUACAACAGGCCUACGGCCGUCCACCACAACAUUCGCCGAUCGUCUCCUCGCCGUAUCACCCCCCACCGGCGGUUGCAGCACCCGUCGUUCCCCCUAUCCCGCACACACCCUCAUCGACGCACUCGCAUGCUGUGCCUCCACCCAUGACUCCCCCGGUCCAGCAACUCCAUGAAUCUGCCCAGCUCCCGGUACCGAUCACAGUGCAGCUUCCCCCGCAGCCUGCUCCUCAGCCUGCUCCUCAGCUUGCUCCCCAGCAGGAGCCCCAACUUGGGUCCCGGCCAGUGUCACAACAAGAGGUCCAUAUUCCUCAGCAGAUAUCCGAGCCCGUUGCCAAGCCAUCUCCGACUACUUCCGUUUCACCCCCCAGACAACCCUUCAGACCACCGCUUCCCUGGCUAUCGCAGCCCGACCUCCCAUUCCCCCAGCGCUCGUCGAAGCUGAGGAGGAGAAGAAAAUUGCUAGGGGCCGAUGCGGAGAGGGUAGAGCUCCCUGGGCAGCAUGCACCCGGUGCUGAGGGUCUUGCCCAAAAUGACAGAUCUCAAGGCUCGGUUGAGGUAUCGCAGCGCGUCGCUGGCGCUCCCGCAAAGACCGAGGCACUUGCUCCCGGUGCUGAUACCCCUCCCACUCAAGAUCAGUCGCCCGAGGCCGUCGCAAGCUCGACGCAGCCACCCAAGGCGUCUCCCGUAGCACCCGCCACCCCUACGGCCGUGAAGCCUGCGGUACCAGCAGUUCCGGUUGUCCCCGCCCUUCCUAAGGCUAGCCCCAAAGAAACCAAGGCUUCAGCGAGGGUCGAGAAGAGCGCCACCGAACCCAAACCGGCUGUCGCCACUUCCGACGAGCAGCAAGCCGAAUCUGUCAAACCGCCCGCCGAGAGUAUGAAUGGAGCUGCCGAGGCUGUCCAGCCGGCUCCCGCCUGGAGCAAACCCAAGCUUUGGGCCGGUUUGUUUUCCAAGCCUGGCGGUGCAGUCGCAAGCACGAGCUCCGCAGGCGCGGUUGCUCAGGCCGAGGCCAACGGCAGCACGGCAGAAGGACCGGCUGUGGUUCCCGGAGCCGGUAGCUUUGCGAAGGCCAACGCGAGCUCGCUAGCUCAAGCCCUACAAGCCUACCGUCCCAGUGCCCCGGACAGGCUUGCCUUCUUGGAGCCGAGAGGCCUCGUGAACACCGGUAAUAUGUGCUAUAUGAAUUCGGUGCUGCAAGUCCUCAUCUUUUGCAUUCCUUUCUUUGACUUCUUAGACCAAGUCAGCAAGAAGGCCGCCCACAGUUUCAAGAGCGAAACCCCUCUCGUGGAUGCCAUGGUCAUGUUCAUGCGCGAAUUCAAGGCAAUCGACUCUGCUGCGUCGGCCGACCAGCUAAAGAAGCGCCUCAAGAAUGAAGAGUACGAAAAAUACGGCGAACCCUUCACACCCGAGUUUGUUUACGAAGUCAUCCGAAAUCUCCCACGCUUCGCCAGCAUGAGACGCGGCCAUCAAGAGGACGCCCAAGAGUUCCUCGGGUUCCUGCUCGAGGGCCUCCACGACGAGUGCGCCCAGGUGAUGCGUGCGGCACCUACCUCGACUGUGUCUACGGCCCCUCCCUCGCCCACCUCGUCUCGGGCGAACGACUCUGUGGAGGGCACCGACGACUGGCUUGAGGUUGGCCCCCGCCAGCGGUCUGCGGUCACGAGGUCUUCCGGUCACUCCCAUACGUCGUCGCCGAUCAACAAGAUUUUCGGCGGGCAGCUCCGCUCGGAAUUCCGUGUCCCGGGAAAGAAGAACUCGGUCACGCUCGAACCGUACCAGCCGCUCCAGUUGGACAUUGGUUCCCCCGAGAUCCGAAACAUCAUCGAUGCCCUCAAGGGCCUUACCCGACCCGAGGUGCUUCACGGCGACUUCAACUCGCCGCACGGCAAGGACGUCCGGGCGACCAAGCAGGUCUUCAUCGAGUCCGUGCCGCCGGUUCUAGUUCUGCAUCUCAAGCGCUUCCAGUUCGAUGCCGAGGGUUACGGCGGCACCGUCAAGAUCUGGAAAAAGGUCGGCUAUCCGCUUGAGUUUGAGUUCCCGCGGGAAGUGCUGUCGCGCCAGACCCGCAACACCAUCCUUGCCGAGAACUCGGGCGCUCCCCGGUACCGCCUAAUCUCAGUCGUCUACCAUCACGGCAAGAACGCUAGUGGCGGGCAUUACACUGCCGAUGUCCGCCGCCAGGACGGCCGCGAGUGGAUCCGCAUUGAUGACACGGUCAUUCGGCGGGUACGUGACGAGGAUGUUGCCGAGGGCGGUGCCGAAGAGAACCCCAGCAAAAUUGACGGACAGAGAGACGCGAGCAACUCGGCUUCCGGCAACCGUUUCCUCGGUAUCAACGACGAGGAUACUGGUGACGAAGAGGGUUGGAAGCAAGCGGCCGGCGGCAAGAAGUGGAGCAGCGUUGUCAACAACGCACCGUCGGCUGCCACCAACGGCCAGAAGGCCAAGCAGCAACACAAGGAGAGCAUGAAGGAGAACAAGGUUGCCUACCUGCUGUUCUACCAGCGGGUCUGAUCAUAUGGCCGUUUGAACGGAGACGGACUCGUAUUGGCACCUGAGGCGGGCAACAUGGUGAUAUAAGAUGGUCGGGCACACCAUCAUGAGCGACAUGGCGUUAUCGAAGCGGUGGUCUUGACUGAUGAACCAACGACCCUCGACAUGACUUCGAUGACGGCUUCGGCGUUGGGUUGCUACCAGCCGCUAUCGGAU